Molecule: messenger RNA, 1621 nt
Organism: Nicotiana tabacum (common tobacco)
Lineage: Eukaryota; Viridiplantae; Streptophyta; Magnoliopsida; Solanales; Solanaceae
Source: RefSeq, a predicted model, not a curated record
CAAGAAGGAUGUAUUAGCUUGUAUUAGAUCUAAGGAAAAAGAAAUAAAAUACAAAGCCAGAAAUGGUAGUACAUACUGCAAAGCCCCAAGAACAGGAAAGCAAAUUGCUUUGAAAAUAUUGAAAGUUGAAAAUCACCACUCCAUUUCCAUGGCCACCGCCGGUAAAAAGAGAGGAAGGAAAAAGAAGAAGAAGAAUAUAAUGAUGACCAAAAAGAUGAACAAACUAACCAAGAAAUUCAAAGCCACCCUUCAACUCCGCCACCAACACUGCACCAAACUCAUUCCUCAGCUCAUCUCCGCCAUCUCCUCCGCCCACUCUUUCCUCCUCCGCCAUGACCUCAGCCUCCUCCCCCACCAAUCCCUUUCCCCCCACCACCCUCACGCGCCACCCUAACUUCUCCACUCGCCGACCCAACUUCCCCACGCGCCACCGAAUGCUGGUUCCAGCGAUUUUUGGCCGCUGAUUCGGACACCCUUUGGGCUGAAAAUUUCAAUAUCACGAAGCCCUCUUUCACUCUCCUGCUCCGCCUUCUCACGCCUUCUCUUUCUUCACUCUCUGUUCCUCCCAAUUACGCUCUUGCUGCUGCCCUCUUUCGCCUUGCUCACGGUGCUUCCUUUUCAGCUAUUUCACGUCGAUUUGGUAUUGAUUCCCCCACCGCGUGUCGGGUUUUUUACACUGUAUGCAAAGCUAUCAAUGAGAAUCUUGGGCACCUGUUUGAGCUAAAGAAUGAUAUCAAUAGAGUCAUUGUGGGUUUUGGGUGGAUUUCUUUGCCUAAUUGCUGUGGUGUUUUGGGGUGUGAAAAGUUUGAAUUUUGUAGUGAUUUGAUGGAUAAAAAUGGGUUCUUGAUUGUUCAAGCUUUGGUAGAUUCUGAAGGUAGAUUCUUAGAUGUUUCAGCUGGGUGGCCUGGUACAAUGAGGCCUGAAAAUGUUUUAAAAAAAUCUAAACUUUAUUUGGGUGUUGAGAAAUCAAAGGAGUACUUAAAUGGUCCAUCUUUUGAGCUAAAUGAUGAGAAUUCAAUACCUCAGUACAUUCUUGGUGAUUCUUGUUUCCCACUUUUACCAUGGCUGUUAACGCCUUACAGCGGAUCGAACGAGGAAGAUGAGAUGAGUUCUGAGGAAAAGGCAUUUAAUUCGGUGCAUAGAAAAGGAUCGCAGUUGGUGGGGACAGCUUUUGGGAGAGUUAGGGCAAAGUGGAAGAUUUUGGCUAAGAAAUGGAAUGAGCAGUGUGUUGAGGCAUUUCCAUAUAUAAUUGUGACAUGCUGUUUGCUGCACAAUUUUCUUAUCAAGUGUAGUGAAGCAGUUACAGAUGAAACCGUGGAGUAUCUGAGGAGUGAAGAGUUUCCGGUGUUUGACGGAGAGGUUGAUGAAAGUGGGAAGAAGAUUAGGGAUGCGCUUGCCUUGCACCUGUUUAGGGUAAGUCAGAGAGAAUAAAUUCUGGCUUUAUGUUGUUAUUCUGCUUAGAAUCUUUUAGUGGUGUGUAUAUAUUAGUAAGGAAUUAAAUUGACCUGGAUAGAAAUUUCGUAGCCUUUUGCCUAGUUUUGACAUCUCCGUGCUCCUUGGUUUCAUGUAGAAUUAUAUGGAAUAUUUAAAGUAACAUUUAGCUGCUGAUUCGGUAUUUGAA